AAUCUAAAUCAAACUAUAUAUAUAUCCUUCUUCUUUCUACCCUUUUAUCAUCAAGUUAACUAUAUUCUGAUCUUUUCAUUAAUUCAUUCAACUGAUCUGUGAAAUAAUAUAUUCUUUCGUUAUCCCGUUUUCAUUACGCUAGUCAAUUCAUCCACUUCACCCCAUCAAAACUAAAUUCCCCCCAACCCCCCUCCCUUAUAACACAUAUACCCUUCCAUAAUGGUCAAUACAAGACAACUCAGAGUAGUGGCAUUAGCUGCGUUUGUCCUUACUUUGAUCUUCAUCUUGUAUAACUCCAGUGUUGGAGAUUUAGUGGUUUCGGAAGGUUCUGACUCCACCAAUAUUAAUAAAUCUUCCGAUGAUCUUGAUUUAAGUUCGAUUAAUAAAUUAUCAACAACAAAUCAAAUUGUUUCACCAAAUGCGGUGGUUGAUUCUAAAAAGAAUAAUCCAAAUACCCCUAAUAAGAUUUCUAAUUUGAUUGAAUCGAAAAAUAAUGAUAAACAAGAUGAAGCUAUUAAUCAACAAAUUUCAAAAUUAGGUUCAUCAUCAUCAUCUUCAAGUAAUAUUGUCAUUGAUGAAGAAGAUGAAAUCAUCCCCGUUAAAGGUGGGGCCAGUUCUAAUACUGUUGGUAAAGGUAAAUCCUCCUCUUCAUCUUCAAAUGAUGUUGAAGAUAGUAAUGUUAAAAUUGUUGAUUCACCAUCAGUAUCUGCUGCUUCAGCUGCUUCAAGUCCAUCAGGUAAAUUCGAUCCUGCUAAAGCUUUAUUAGAAAUUAGAUCACUUGCUCCAAUGAUUAUCUUUUCCAAAACUUAUUGUCCAUACUCCAAACGUAUCAAGUCAUUAUUAGCUGAUAAUUAUGAUAUUUCUCCAAAAUAUUAUGUGGUUGAAUUAGAUAAACAUGUCAAUGGAGCUGAAUUACAAGCUCAUUUAGCUGAAGUUACCGGUAGAGCCACUGUACCUAAUGUUUUAGUAGGUGCAUCAUUAGAAAGUAGAGGUGGAGCUGAUGAUUUUAUUAAAUUACAUAAAGAUGGUUUAUUAGCUCAAUCAAUUCAAAAAUGGGGGUAAUUCAAAAAUAUCAGUUAAAAAGAAUAAUGCACCUUCAAAUGCUUAAGUAAAGGGUUAUUUUUAUAGAUUGAUUUACAAUGUCUUUUAUAUAUAUAUCAGUAAUACAAAUAUUUUUUAAAAAUGGAAACACUAUUACGAGUUUGACGAU
This is a messenger RNA of Scheffersomyces coipomensis, 1210 nucleotides long. Its product is annotated as glutathione-disulfide reductase. Lineage: Eukaryota; Fungi; Ascomycota; Pichiomycetes; Serinales; Debaryomycetaceae. The record is from RefSeq and is a predicted model, not a curated record. Gene Ontology annotation, molecular function: glutathione disulfide oxidoreductase activity. Gene Ontology annotation, biological process: cellular response to oxidative stress. Bases 220 to 1062 code for a protein of 280 amino acids. Gene Ontology annotation, cellular component: Golgi lumen; cytoplasm; fungal-type vacuole. The transcript has a single exon.